Dermacentor andersoni is the source of this 999-nucleotide messenger RNA. Lineage: Eukaryota; Metazoa; Arthropoda; Arachnida; Ixodida; Ixodidae. The record is from RefSeq and is a predicted model, not a curated record.
AUGGCGGUAAACAGAUUUUUUAAAUUGCGAAGCGCAUUGCACAUAACUGACCAGAAUGAGCCAAGGGAUGCAUCCAGUGUGGACAAGUUCUGGAAGGUGAGGCCGCUCCUCGAUGUCAUUAGGUCCCGGUGCCUUCAGCUUGAAGAGCUUGAACAUAACUGCAUUGAUGAGCAGAUGGUGGCAUUUACAGGAAGGGUCCCAGCAAAACAGGUGGUGAAAAGUAAGCCAAACCCUGUUGGUGUGAAGAUCUUUGUGCGAUGCAGCACCGAUGGUCUGGCGCAUGAUUUUGAACUCUAUCAGGGCAAAGGCACAGGAGUAGACCGGGAGUUCUCCUACCUUGGUCUAGGGGGCUGUGUGGUAAUGAGACUUGUGGAGUCAUUCCCACAGCACCGCAACCUGAAAUUGUUCUUUGACAAUUACUUCACGUCCGUGCUGCUUCUGAGGGAGCUAAAAGGUAUUGGAAUCCUUGCCACGGGUACGAUCAGGUGCAACAGGCUGCUGGGUUGUAAGCUGAAGGGCGAAAAAGAAAUGCGAAAGGAGGAGCGUGGGAGCACCGAUGUCAAGGUGACAGAGGAAGGAGACGUUGCCCUUGUGCGAUGGAAGGACAACAAUCUGGUCACGGUGGCCUCAACACAGGUUUCCACUGGUGAAGCUAGGGCUGUGAGCAGGUGGAGCUCCUCGAAAAAGGAGCGCAUCGAGGUAGAAUGCCCACAGGCUAUACUAGAGUAUAAUCGCCACAUGGCAGCUGACGCUCAGCAGGCGGCAGCAGUUGGCUACGACGGCAACCGAGAUCGCCCACGCUGUACGGGCCUCGGGCGUGUGGCUGCUGGGUUCAAAUUGGCUCCAGCAGAGUCUCCGGUGUUCAUGAAGGGAAAGCGUCAAAAGGACGACAGCUACUGGAAACGGAAAGCGUCAUCUCCUGCACGCCGCACUGACGUCGAGUACCUCACUGCUCUCUGUGUGCUGCGCAGGAGGCACGGUGCGGCGAUGGUGCUGUAG